This is a messenger RNA of Laetiporus sulphureus 93-53, 874 nucleotides long. RefSeq lists its product as uncharacterized. The record is from RefSeq and is a predicted model, not a curated record. Lineage: Eukaryota; Fungi; Basidiomycota; Agaricomycetes; Polyporales; Laetiporaceae. The transcript has a single exon. The coding region runs from base 292 to 795 and encodes 167 amino acids.
UCGUGCUGAAGCCCUCAUUGCCUAGAGCAAGGCGCGACUAACUGGGCAUCGCCGGAGCCCUGUCGUAAAGAACAUCGGUUACGGGUACUCCUGGCCGUUCGGUGUAUCUACUCGGCCAUCUCGCAUUUCAAGUUUCAUAAAUGCGAUCUUGCAUGUCGCGACGCUAUUUGGUCAGGCUCCUGAUAAAUGAGACAUGUCUGACGCUUUACGAAAUUUAGGUCGACCCUGAUGCGUUUUCAUGGGCGUUCAUGUCCCUGAUAGGAUCCUCAUGAAUACGAGGCUUUCCCUGGCAUGGCGCUGAAAUUAUUGCGGAUCUUGCGAUAUCCUGUUACAAUGUCCGUGAGAAGCACCUCCUCGGCACGCCACUUCGUGCUUCUAGUGGAUCAAGGCACGCUAUUGACAAUGGAAUGCGCAUUUGUAUUGCUUGCAUCCUGGCGCUUCGUAUUAGAUGCAAUGACAAUAAUGCUACCCGCAAGACCUGUCCUCCGCAGACCAUUCCUGGCAAACGCUACACCGAGCGUUGCAGUUUUUGGACGACUUAAUUCUGCGAUCAUCGCUCGCUUCGCUUGCCUUCUCGAAGCUGCAAGACCCCUUGGCAGCGAUAUUAAAUUCGGGCGCCUUCCUGACGUGACGGCACCUGUCACUUCUGACCGCGGAUUCUUGCGCUCAUCCAUCAUGGAGACGGGCGUUCUCACGUCGACGACGAAGAAUAGCUCCAUAUUUGUCCACUAUGCAACGCCAGAACGGACUUCCGAGAAGAAGCCACUUCGUUCUGCCUGGUUUAAUGUAACCUAACCCAUCUCGCCUAUCUAUUCAGUCCGUUCCAUCUGCAUGACGACUGAUGUGCAAGUGGGCCUCGAGUUUUCCGCGGCUG